This is a messenger RNA of Argentina anserina (silverweed cinquefoil), 792 nucleotides long. RefSeq names its product secreted RxLR effector protein 161-like. The transcript has a single exon. NCBI's taxonomy places the organism in Eukaryota, Viridiplantae, Streptophyta, Magnoliopsida, Rosales, Rosaceae. The record is from RefSeq and is a predicted model, not a curated record. Bases 1 to 792 code for a protein of 263 amino acids.
AUGGAACAGUGCUCUGGAGGAGAAGUUCCAAUGUCUAAAGGUGACAAGCUCACAAAAGGUCAACAGCCACAAACUGAAACUGAGAAGGAGAAUAGGAAGUCAAAGCCUUAUGCAAGAUUAGUUGGAAGCCUCAUGUAUGCUCAAGUUUGCACAAGACCUGACUUAGCUUUUGUAGUUGGGAUGUUAUCAAGGUUUCAAUCUAAUCCAGGUUAUGAACACUGGGUUGCAGGGAAAAAGGUGUUGAGGUAUCUACAGAAGACAAAGAAUCACAUGCUAGUUUACAGACAAGUCAAUGAUUUGAAGGUUAUUGGAUUUUCAGAUUCUGAUUUUGCAGGGAAUUACCCUGAUUCAAAGAAGUCCACUUGUGAAUACGUGUACAUGCUAGCAGGAGGAGCUAUUGCUUGGAAAACCAUGAAGCAUGCAUUGAUCACAACCUCAACCAUGCAAGCUAAGUACAUAGCAGUAUAUGAAGCAGUGUGUGAAGGGGUGUGGAUAAGGAAUUUUCUACAGCAGACUCAAGUACUCAGUCACAUUGUGGAAGACGAAUUGGAAGUUUUUUGUGACAAUGAGGCAGUUGUGUACUUUUGCAAGAACAAUAAGAGAUCUAGUAAUUCUAAGCAUAUAGAUUUAAAGUAUUACAUUGUUAGGGAGAGGGUUAAAAGGGGUGAGUUAGUGGUUCUAAGUAUAGAUACAAACUCACAACUAGGUGAUCCUUUCACAAAAGCAUUACCAGUUAAAGUGUUCAAGAAACACAUUGAGAGCAUAGACAUUUUGCCUAACUUAGAUGCUUGA